AGAUGUAGAAACACUCGCGGCGUCAACCAGCCGCCAUUUUACAUCAUCGGGACACGAGUGAAAACCAGAACUCAACCGGACCUACGCCGGGAAUCGUAGAUUUUUUCUUUUUUUUGUAAUACCCUGAAAUCAGACAAAAUCAGCACCGUGCACCUCAGUGAACUAUCAAAUGAUGUCUGGAGACAUGGCGACCGAUCAGGUGACCGAUCAAGUAAAUGGAAAUGGUACAGAAGAACCAAUGGACAUAACUACAGUGGACACAACUGCAGCUGAAGUUAAACAUUCAGACCAUUUCCAGACUUUAUUAGACGCUGGUUUACCUCAGAAAGUUGCUGAAAAAUUAGAUGAAAUUUACGUAGCAGGACUGGUAGCGCACAGUGACCUAGAUGAAAGGGCUAUUGAAGCCUUAAAAGAAUUUAAUGAAGAAGGUGCUCUGCAAGUCCUGCUUCAGUUUAAGGAAAGUGAUCUGUCGCACGUGCAAAACAAAAGUGCAUUUCUCUGUGGAGUAAUGAAGACUUACAGACAGAGGGAGAAGCAAGGGACCAAAGUUUCAGAUUCCACAAAAGGACCAGAUGAGGCAAAAAUAAAAGCGCUGCUUGAUAGAACCAGCUAUACACUUGAUGUGACAACGGGUCAGCGGAAGUAUGGAGGCCCCCCUCCAGAGUCUGUGUAUUCAGGUGCUCAACCCACUAUUGGAACAGAGAUAUUUGUUGGGAAAAUUCCUCGAGACUUGUUUGAGGACGAGCUGGUGCCGCUCUUUGAGAAGGCGGGACCUAUCUGGGAUCUACGUCUAAUGAUGGACCCCCUUAGUGGACUGAACAGGGGCUAUGCCUUCGUCACUUUCUGCACGAAAGAGGCUUCCUCAGAAGCAGUAAACCUGUGUAAUAAUCAUGAAAUACGCCCCGGCAAGCACAUUGGAGUGUGUAUAUCUGUUGCCAAUAACAGGCUGUUCGUUGGCUCCAUCCCCAAGAGUAAAACGAAAGAGCAGAUGGUGGAGGAGUUUGCUAAAGUCACAGAGGGUCUUAAUGAUGUCAUACUGUACCAUCAGCCGGAUGACAAAAAGAAGAACAGAGGUUUUUGCUUUUUGGAAUACGAGGACCACAAAACUGCUGCUCAGGCCAGACGCAGGCUGAUGAGUGGCAAGGUGAAAGUCUGGGGGAACAUGGUUACUGUGGAAUGGGCAGACCCCAUCGAGGAACCCGAUUCAGAGGUCAUGGCCAAGGUCAAAGUUUUGUUUGUCCGAAACCUUGCGAACAGUGUUACUGAAGAAAUACUGGAAAAAUCCUUUGGCCAGUUUGGUAAACUGGAGCGAGUGAAAAAGCUGAAAGAUUACGCCUUCAUUCACUUUGAUGAGCGGGACAGUGCAGUCAAGGCAUUGGCUGAAAUGAAUGGCAAAGAUCUAGAGGGAGAGCACAUUGACAUAGUCUUUGCAAAGCCCCCCGAUCAGAAGAGGAAAGAACGCAAAGCUCAGAGACAAGCAGCCAAAACAAACAUGUAUGAUGAUUAUUAUUACAACUACGGCCCCCCUCAGUUGCCCCCUCCCACAAGAGGCGGCCGGAGUAGAGGUGGUGGUAGGGGAGGGUAUGCUUACCCCCCAGACUAUUAUGGCUACGAGGAUUACUACGAUUAUUAUGGUUAUGAUUACCACAAUUACCGUGACGGAUACGAGGACCCCUACUACGGCUAUGAUGACUAUCAGGCUCCCGUUAGAGUAAGAGGGGGCAGAGGUGCCUGGGGCGCAUCUCCAGCCAGAGGCCGAGGCGGUGCAGGCGCUUUCAGGGGCAGAGGUGGCUUCUCACCGCGUGGUGGUCCAGGAUCAAGCAGAGGAGGUGGGCGAGGUGCCAGAGGAGGUGUGCAGCAGAGAGGCCGCGGCGGGGUACGUGGUGCAAGGGGUGGCCGCGGUGGAAAUGUAGGAGGAAAGCGCAAAGCUGAUGGGUACAACCAGCCAGAUUCCAAGCGGCGCCAGACCAAUAAUCAGAACUGGGGCUCUCAACCCAUUGCUCAGCAACCGCUCCAAGGUGGUGAUCGUUCUGCAGGGAAAAGGGGUCGAGGCCGGUCCUGACCUGUCACUAUGAAGACUGACCUGCUACUUACUGUAUGUGGGGUUACACCAGGAAGCUGCCAGUGGAAGUGAUGGUAAGGUCAACUCAAUGGUCCAAUGAUAUUCCAACCUUACAGCAGCGUAUCUCCCAGAACUGCCACAGGAGAAGAUGAUCAAAAGAGAAGUCAAGUCACUUGCUUGCCACCUUCCCCCAUAUCCCCAAAGAAUAUGCCAUUUUAAAUGACUGUUGAAGAUGUUGAGAUUUCCCAGCGGACUCUUCAUCCUGAAAUGAAAUGUAGUUAUGUCUUUUGCACUUUGUCUAAGUUUGAAGUGGCUCAGAGGAGCUUGAUGCUAAUGUAUAUUUGUGUGCUUAAUGCAGCUUUAUGCUGGAAUAGACAUGUUUAAUCCUGUUUUGAUUUGGAUUGGUUUUAAGAUCAUGUUUUAGCUGUAACCCCCUGGCAUAAAUAGGCAUUCCAGGAAAGUGGUUAUUUUCAGAACUUGUCUUUAAAGGGUUGGUUAACUACCUCUGUACAGAGGAUUCAACUGCCCUGUUUGUACUGUAAAUAGGAAAACUUCAUUGGAAGCAGGGCUUGUUCCCCCCACUAAAUAUUAGGACUGUGACGAUACCAGCAUCGUACUAGUUUUUCCAUGGCAAAAAUGACAACACGAAGCAGACCAAACUCUUUGGUCCUUUAAAAAUCUACUGUAUGUAUAAUAUUGUGUGCUAUAGCUUGGAAAAUAAAUAGAUGUGACUCUGGAUGACACCAUAAUGUUUGUUUCCAACAUUAGGGUUUUGUUUCCUUGCCACAAUACGAGUAUCGCGAUACUGGUAUCGUCCCGGCCCUACUAAAUAUGCACAAGGGCAACAGCAGAGCACUUAGUUUUUUUAUUAUAGGUGCUGCGUGCUAUUUGUCUGACACUGCGAACAGUCAAACUCAGCGUGUUAAAGAAUCUCAUGUAAUGAGCCUGAAUGAACAAGCCCUGCUUUCAUCUGGUUUGAACUGAAUUUGCAAUGUGCUUCUUCAGAUAAUGUAGUUACUGGUUGUAUUAUAGUUUAGGAAAAUGUUACUUUUGUAAAAGCUUGAACACCAGAAAGACCUACUUUUUUCAGAAGCUUUGUAGUGUCCCUUUCUUUGCUCAAUGGGAUAGGAAGUCUAACUUUUGUACAUGAUCGCAUCCCUUUUGUAAGGUUGCAUACACUGUUUGAAAGCCAUCCACCUACUUUGUGUACAGAAAUUUGCCUAAUCAUGUUGUACAACGUGAACAUUGAUCAGACAUCCAACCAGCUGCCUUUUUGUCACAUUUGACAUAUGUGACAAGUGUCUUCAAUUUGCAUCAUGUUGAGCAUGUGAUUAGUAGCCUAGUUAGCUGGAUAUGACUGGUUUUAUCCAGUUCAAAAGGGAUGCUGCAGCUUUUUGAAAUUGCUUAAAGUAGACUGAACAACUUGAUCAGGUUUUGUACACAGUUGACUCCCUCAGUAAGUCUAUCAUUACACAACUCUUUGAAAUAAUGUUACCAGUGUUAAAAUAUUGUUGGUGGCUAACAAGUUUUUUUGCAAUCUUGCAAAUAAAUUGUUUUAUACUGUAAAGUGAGGCGAGUAACUUAUUUUUAAAAUAAAGGUCUUGAUUUUA
Molecule: messenger RNA, 3672 nt
Organism: Coregonus clupeaformis (lake whitefish)
Lineage: Eukaryota; Metazoa; Chordata; Actinopteri; Salmoniformes; Salmonidae
Product: heterogeneous nuclear ribonucleoprotein Q
Exons: 12
Coding region: 170-2062 (630 amino acids)
Biological process (GO): CRD-mediated mRNA stabilization
Cellular component (GO): ribonucleoprotein complex; nucleus; CRD-mediated mRNA stability complex
Molecular function (GO): mRNA 5'-UTR binding
Source: RefSeq, a predicted model, not a curated record